This is a messenger RNA of Sphaerulina musiva SO2202, 765 nucleotides long. RefSeq lists its product as uncharacterized. The coding region runs from base 1 to 690 and encodes 229 amino acids. The record is from RefSeq and is a predicted model, not a curated record. Lineage: Eukaryota; Fungi; Ascomycota; Dothideomycetes; Mycosphaerellales; Mycosphaerellaceae. The transcript is spliced from 4 exons.
AUGCUUGCAACGAAGUUGCGGUCUAACGCAGCAGUUCGUGGUCGGUAUCGCGUUGCCAAGCGCUCCUUCUUGCAUAUCGCCAGGUCGCAGCGGGGAUCAGGCACUGGUACACUUUGGUUCCUCGAGGAUUGCUGGGAUUCAGGCGAGUCCCACACGACUCGGCAGCUCUCAUCUCAGGCCGUCAUUCUGCACUUUGCACAGCAAAUGAUGGCUCUGGACGUCACAGAGGUCGAAUGUGUUUCAUGUUGGGCGUGGUCUCCUCAUGUUCCCCUGAUAGAGUUUGUAGACGUUCCUGGGGCAUCGAGCGCCAAGCGAGCUUCCAAAAUGUGCCAAGCAGAUCUCUGUGCUUCACACAAGCAUUCGCACCUGCAUGGCCACGGUAGCAUGUCAAUGCGUAUUUGUCAGAGGCGGCACAUGGAUACCUUCUACCGCGCACAGCUCGAGCGUAUACAGUACACUGAGACUAUACUGUACAGCGAGGGGAUCUGGCUGGGCCAUGUCCCGAUGCAGACGAUCAUGUUCGCAGCGCGACACAGGCGUCUGAGACCACCAUGUCCGCAGGCCACCAUGUCUGCAGGCCACGAGACUCCUCGCGAGCUCGCGUUUGGCGUGGUACACUGCGCAGGAGGACGGCUAGAGCAUAUUAGUCCCGUCUGGAGCCUGUGCCUCUCGGUCGAUGGGUUCGCAUGAUUGAUUCCAGGCAUCCGGGUCGCCCGCCUCGCAUAUCUCGCUGGUGAUGGGCGAGCCGCGACCGCCAACACCGCC